Molecule: messenger RNA, 1831 nt
Organism: Populus trichocarpa (black cottonwood)
Lineage: Eukaryota; Viridiplantae; Streptophyta; Magnoliopsida; Malpighiales; Salicaceae
Exons: 11
Coding region: 138-1361 (407 amino acids)
Molecular function (GO): catalytic activity
Source: RefSeq, a predicted model, not a curated record
CAUCUUCUCCUCUGUUUUCUCCUCCUCUGUUUUCUGGAAGCUUGGAAUUUCCUGUCCAAAAUUCUGAGAACAUCUCCUCUCUGUCUUUGCAUUUGUGCAAUAUUGUAAAGUUUGUAUUUGUGUAGGAAGCAAACAUCAUGCCUUUUUGCGAGGUAGCUAAACACCAGGCCAGUUUAUAUGAUGGAGUUGAUGCUGCUAGUCCUAGCAGAAGCAACAACAACAAUGGCAUCAAAAUUUUUUACAGAACUCAUGGUCAUGGAACCACAAAAGUUCUUCUCAUUAUAGGAUUUGCUGGGACAAAUGAUUCGUGGGGUCCACAAAUAAAGGCACUUACAGGGAAAGAGAGGUCCAAUGAUGAUGAUGGAAUGAGAGGCGUUGAUCAAUCAGAUGAUAAUGGGGAAGAUGGCUAUGGUGGUAGUGGUGUUCAAGUUUGUGCCUUCGAUAAUCGUGGUAUGGGAAGGAGUUCUGUGCCGACCAAAAAUUCUGAAUAUUCAACAAAAAUAAUGGCAAAAGAUGCAAUUGCUUUGAUGGAUCAUCUAGGUUGGAGAAAAGCUCAUGUAUUUGGUCAUUCAAUGGGUGCUAUGAUAGCUUGCAAGUUAGCAGCAAUGGUGCCGGACAGAGUUCUAUCUUUGGCAUUACUUAAUGUAACUGGUGGAGGUUUCGAAUGUUUACCAAAGCUUGACCGUCAAACAAUAUCUGUUGCUAUCCGUUUCUUGAAGGCAAAGACUCCUGAGCAAAGGGCUGCUGUUGACUUGGACACUCACUACACAAAGGAAUAUCUUGAUGAGUAUGUUGGGUCUAGCACAAGAAGAGCAAUCUUGUAUCAAGAAUACGUCAAAGGUAUAUCAUCAACCGGGAUGCAGUCUAGUUAUGGUUUUGAUGGUCAAGUCAAUGCUUGCUGGACACAUAAGAUGACACGCACAGAAACUGAAUUAAUCAGAUCUGCUGGAUUUCUUGUAUCAGUUAUACAUGGCAGGCAUGAUAUCAUUGCUCCGAUAUAUUAUGCAAGGAGGCUUGCAGAGAAGUUGCAGCCUGUUGCUAGAAUGGUUGAUCUCCACGGUGGGCAUCUAGUGAGUCAUGAGAGGACCAAAGAGGUCAAUCAAGUUCUUCAUGAACUGAUUAACGCAACAGAAACAAAGAUGAGCCCACAUGAUUGGAGUAAUUUUCCCAGGAAAAGCUCUCGGUGGUCAGGGAGAGGAACGUUAUUAGGUAAAAACAACAUUUGUUCGACAUUUUGCGCAGUUGAAAAGCUGCAUCUGAGCAUAUCAUCCGUCUUUGGUCUCUUUAUGCUCAUGUUUGAGUAUAUACGAAGGGCUAUAAGAAGUCUGCAGCCAGCCAGAGUUGGACCUUCCCUCGCAUGAGCUAACAGACAAUAAACCCCCCUUUUUAUCGGGUUUAUUGACAAGCCCCCAGCGCUGCGGCUCCAUGUGACCAUAACAUGGGCACUAUACAUUCAGAAUAAAGAGCAGCAAGGCAAAGAUGGCCUUGUUAUGACAUAAAUUAACAUUACGAAUGUGAUUCAGGAGGCUGUAUAGAGAGACCUGAAGCCACCAUCAAGGAAUAUCUCAAGCCCUUGGAUCCUCUUUCACGAGCAACAAUGAUAUUAACAAAAUGGCUUGUAUCAGCCACUAAAGAGUACGAAAAACAAUUGAGGGUGAGCAAAGAACAACAUGGAGAAGUCACAAAACAAGUGACGGUCCAUUUGGCUUUGCAUGCCAAUGCCAACCCCUUGUGAGAAGAUUUCCCUAUUUCUUUUUUCCAUUUUCCCGUGUGUGCACCAUGUUGCAAACAAAUUUUUUUUUGAGAUAUAUAAAAAGCUUAAAUUUGAGUA